Molecule: messenger RNA, 905 nt
Organism: Mus caroli (Ryukyu mouse)
Lineage: Eukaryota; Metazoa; Chordata; Mammalia; Rodentia; Muridae
Gene: Pinlyp
Product: phospholipase A2 inhibitor and LY6/PLAUR domain containing
Cellular component (GO): extracellular region
Molecular function (GO): phospholipase inhibitor activity
Source: RefSeq, a predicted model, not a curated record
CACCAAAAGAGAGGGAGAAAGAUCUUAAUACAAAUUAUGUACAGUAUACUUGUGUGCGCGCAAGAACAGCAGAGCGUGCGUCCACAAAUACCUUGGUUCCCCAAUGCCUUGGUGAAGGUGGGACAAGACCCGCCCUUCCCCAGCUUCUUAUAAGGGCCGAGGACCUGGGACUACAGGUUCACACACCAUGAUUCUGUUUAGAAGACACAGGACCUUCCUGCUGGCCUUCACACUGCUCUGUACCCUCCUGGGUCUCGGGUGCCCUCUAAGUUGUGAGGUGUGCAAAGGCUCGGGGCACACGUGCAGCGGGAAGAUGAAGACCUGUGAAGAUGGCAAAGACGCAUGCGUGGUCCUAGUGAGCGAGUCCAGCACAAAGGGCCGAAAGUCAGUGAACACCUUCAAGGCCUGCAUGAAGUACAAAGACUGCUACUCAGGCUUCGUAUCGACCACCAUGACUCCCAGUGACUACAUGGUGUCCAACGCCCACUGCUGUCAAAGUGACGGUUGCAACAGUGGCUCUGUGCCCCCUCCCUUGAACAAUCGGACAGAGAACGGCCUGAUGUGUCCCUCCUGCAUUGCGCCCUUCCAGGAGACCUGUCCAGGAACCCAGGCAGCUCGCUGCGUGGGCCGGGAAACGCACUGCAUCUAUUUUGCUGGCAAUGUGCAGGCUGGUAUUAUCCACACGAAAUUUGCCACGAGGGGCUGUGCUACAGAGAGCGCCUGCCACACCAAGGUAGGGGCUGAGGUCCCUUCAGCCUUCUAUCUCUACUUCCUGCGCCGGGCAGACUGCCUUCCAGCCCCUUACCCUCCUGGCAGAGGAGAGUGAAGAACCGAGAAGUAUGUAACUUGAGGAGCCCUGCAGCUUUCCAGCUACCUGUAAAUUAAAACAGAUCGACAGUACAAAC